Molecule: messenger RNA, 2908 nt
Organism: Danio rerio (zebrafish)
Lineage: Eukaryota; Metazoa; Chordata; Actinopteri; Cypriniformes; Danionidae
Source: RefSeq, a predicted model, not a curated record
GCUGUGCUCCUCCUCCAGCGGGACGCGCGCAGGAUCCGGCACAAAGUCCGAGUCACUGCACACAUGAGCGGCGUCACGAGCCACCAGCGCGCGCGCGGCGGACACCACCUGGAAACCGUCCAAGAAAACUGAGAGAAACGCGGAGUUUAUCGAGAAGAAACUAUCAUAUUAAAUCUUUACAAGCAGGGCGGUGAUCCAAGGCAGGUGUCGCCGUCAUCUGCUAACAAUUUGGGCGCUCUUGUACGAGCCCGAAGAACCCAAAUCUCUCUUGAGUAACUGCUGCAACAGCGCUGUAUUCAUGCUUCGUUUACAGACUCAAACUACAAGAGGAAAUUGCGCCGUAAGUUUGCACAGCGCCUGCUUUGAAGUAGGUUGUAGUUGUAAUUCGUUUUAUAGGAACCACGUGAGUGGGAUGAAACGGGCAUUAAGUGGGCGCACCCGCGGGAUAUGAUACCGGACACACUCUCAAACUUCAGCCAGAGCGCCGGACCUCUUUGACGACUUCUGUGGUACGAGUCAAAUCUCACCGAAUGACUGUUGCACAGAAGAGCCGUGCGCGCGUCUGCAGAAAGGACACGCCAUGCCAUUGGUUUUAAACUGAGCGCAUUGGACUUGUUGGUGCUUUUGGUUAUAGUUUGAUUGAACUCUCCGCGGUUGGACUUUGAAGAGACUCCAGCAUCACUGAUCCCGGUGGGAAUGAUGGCUGUGUUGUGGGAUGACCCGUUCACGUUGCUGUGGAGACGGACUCUUGUGUUUUCUCUUCUGCUGCUCUUGAUGGGUGCGCGCACCUUUGGGGACGAAACCUUUAGUGGAGAGUCAUGGCUGCGGAUGUACGGCUACCUCCCGCAGGCCAGCAGGCAGAUGUCCACCAUGCGCUCAGCUCAAAUCCUGUCCAACGCCAUCAGUGACAUGCAGCGCUUCUACGGGCUGGAGAUCACCGGAGAGAUGGACCCCGGCACCAUCGAGGCCAUGAAGAGACCUCGCUGUGGGGUCCCAGACAAGUUUGGGGCUCAAAUCAAGACCAAUGUACGACGGAAACGUUAUGCCCUCACUGGCCACAAGUGGGACAAAACUCACAUAACCUUCAGUAUCCAGAACUACACUCCUAAAAUCGGGGAGUACAACUCGUAUGAGGCCAUCCGAAGGGCUUUCAGAGUGUGGGAGAAAGUGACGCCGCUCACAUUUGAUGAGAUUCCUUUUCAUGAGGUCAAAUAUGGUCGACGGAAGGAGCCAGAUAUCAUGAUCUUCUUUGCGUCUGGUUUUCACGGGGACAGCUCACCGUUUGAUGGAGAAGGUGGUUUUCUGGCACAUGCUUACUUCCCUGGUCCAGGGAUGGGUGGAGAUACUCACUUUGACUCGGACGAACCGUGGACCAUUGGAUCACAAAACCUACAAGGUAAUGAUCUGUUCCUGGUAGCCGUUCAUGAGCUGGGCCAUGCCCUUGGACUGGAACACUCCAAUAAUCCUUUGGCUAUCAUGGCGCCUUUCUACCAGUGGAUGGACACGGAAAACUUUGAGCUGCCUGAAGAUGAUCUCCGCGGAGUCCAGCAGAUUUACGGACCCCCGAGCAGCUCUCCGACCCAGGCUCUGCCCACUGUGACCCCGCGACGUCCGGCUCAUCCAGACCCCAGAGCUCCUAAUCCUCCUAAAAGUCCUCCAGGAGCACCUCCUCGCCGGCCGGACAAGCCUCGCACCACUGACCGCCCGGAUCACUACGGCCCCAACAUCUGUGAGGGCAAUUUCGACACUGUCACCAUGCUCAGGGGAGAGAUGUUUGUUUUUAAGGGUCGCUGGUUCUGGAGAGUGCGGAGGAACAGAGUGCUGGAUAAUUACCCCAUGCCUAUCGGACACUUCUGGAGGGGUCUGCCAGGAGACAUCGACGCCGCAUAUGAGAGGCAUGAUGGGCGAUUUGUGUUUUUCAAAGGAAGUCAGUACUGGUUGUUCAGGGAAGCCAACCUGGAGUCCGGUUACCCUCAAGAGCUGAUGGACUAUGGCAGAGACAUCCCGUAUGACAAAAUAGAUACAGCCAUCUGGUGGGAGCCUUCUGGCUUCACUUACUUCUUCAAAGGAGACUGGUACUGGCGCUUUAAUGAGCAGGACAGAGCCGCAGAUCAGGACUACCCUAAACCAAUUAGUGUGUGGGGCACUUCUGUGCCGUCGUCUCCCAAAGGGGCUUUUCUCAGCGAUGAUGGAGCCUACACAUACUUCUACAAGGGUGCAAAAUACUGGAAAUUUGACAAUCACAGAAUGACAAGCGAGCCGGGCUACCCAAAAUCCAUUCUUAGAGACUUCAUGGGCUGUAAUGUGGACCUCGAUCCUGACAGAGACACUGAUGUGGACCAGGGACGCAAGUGGCCCGAUCGGCCACCCUUCAAUCCAGACGCUGGCCGAGACAAAGACAAGGACAAAGACAAGGACAAAGAGAGAGACAACACCAAUGACGCUGACUCUAAAGAAGAAACGGAGGAGAAAACCAAUGAGGUGGAUGUGGUUCUGAAGAUAGAUGAGACGGAGCGCACUAUGAACAUCAUCAUGGUGACGGUACCCCUGGUCCUGGUGCUGUGCAUCUUGGGAUUGAUCUACGCUAUCAUUAACACGCUACAGAGGAAAGGAGCGCCCAAGUAUUUAGUUUACUGCAGACGAUCAUUCCAGGACUGGGUUUAACCUCUGGGAAUGACCUGGGAUCCUGGUUCUGCCUUUUUAAUUCAAUCAUCUAAAAACUUUGCACACACAAAAUACAUACACACAUAUACAUAUACUGAUACACACUCACAUGUUCAUGUUCACCCUUCUUUUCCUUUCCCAUGGUGCUCUCCUAACAUCUUGACUAGUCUAUUUAUAUUAGAAAGUUUGCACAUUGAUUUUGUUUUUAUUUUACUUUUUUAAUAUAUUUUUUUGAAUUUUUCAA